AUGCGACCCUUCCUGUUCGCCAUCCUCAUCAUCACUGGCGCCCUACACACCAUUUCCGGGCUUAGUCAAGAGGUCUCCGACCUCGUGCUCGCUCUAGUGCGGCUCACAGCCGUUGAAGUCUUCAAAGCCUACAAACCGCGCUCAAACCACGAGACUGCGGAUGAAUACGUCGCCACCAAAAACGAGCUCAGAGACGCUGUCCCAAAACACAUACGUACGUCUCCCCUCUCUUGGAUCGCAAAAAUGUUCCCACGUCCCACCAUUGAGUCGAUUCUGGCCACUUCGUGGACAAGCACAACCCUCAAACCUGGUUCCCCUUGGACGGACAUUUUCCAUUCGCCAGCGAUUCGGAACUUCCUCGGCCCAAAUGGAAUUCCGUUCUCAAAGACUGUCUCCAACGAUGUUCACCUCGUCUUCGGUCUCUACAUCGACUGGUCUAACCCAGGAGGGAACAAGCAGUCCGGGAAGUCUCGCUCCGUGGGCUCCGUAUACCUCGUUUGUCUCAACCUUCCUCUCGCCAUACGAUUUCGCCCCGAGAACCUCUGUUUGUCCGACAUCAACAAUCUCUCGCGCUCGACGUGGACAACGCGGACCUGGCAACGACACUUCGAGAUUGCACAGUCGUGGCGCGACGCUUCGACGGUUGCCACACGCUCGGCGAUCUUCAAGGAGCAUGGCAUCCGAUGGUCCGAACUCCUUCGCCUCCCAUACUGGGAUCCAACCAAGUACGCCGUCAUGGAUGCUAUGCACAACUUGUUCCUAGGUCAAGUUCGCCAUCACUUCCGGGAGGUAUGGGGACUUGACGUCAGGGACCAGAAGGAAGGGAAGAAGACGCGAGAGCUGGCCCAGCACACGCCUGAAGAACAGAAGCAAUGGCUCCAAUACGUCGUCGAUUCCCUCAACACCCCCCGCACCAUGUCCUCACUCAUGAAACCCCGAAAAGGCUAUCUCGUCGCGCUUGCACAAGCCAACAGUAUCGUUCCAGCAGCGCUUACAAAGAAAGCAUAUGCGGAAGCCUUGAUAGAAUGGACAAAAUCAAACGCGUGGGCCGCUCUGCGUGUACCACCCAUCCUACCAGAAGACACCGACAACUUCUAUCUGUCCGACGAUAUCUCAACGUUUCAAGUGCUUACGCCGAAAAUCAUCCAACAAGAGAUCCCUCUGACCUUCGUGGAUCACUUCUGUGUGGGAACCAAACUGAGGUAUCUCUUCGACUCGGUAGAGUGGCCCGGCAUAGAAGAAUUCGACGACCUCAAAUCUGCGGUCCGCGCUGUGUUCCAAGACACAACUCGCAGUACCAGGGCGGCGGAGAUCCUUGCCUUAGCAACAGCAUCGCAAUCGGCCGAGACUCUACGCGCUCUGUACACCAAGUUCAAGCACUGCAAGGCGAAGCUCGAGCACGAUGUCUACAACAAGCUUCUUAGCGUGCUCAAUCAUACGCCUCCAGUCGCUUACAGCUCGUUCUACGAACAACCUGCCCGUGGCACUGUCCAACUCCCACUCCACGCAGUACUUCUUCCGAAGAUUGACGUUCACCGCGCCACGCUCGGGACACGGGACAAGAACAUCCGUAACUCCUUCGUUGUACUUGCUGGUCAGAUCUCCCAGAUCUUCCUUCAUAGAAGACUCUCACCGACACAGGAGGACUCCAUCGUUGAGCCAUGGUUGGUGGUGGACGUUUAUGCCACUCUCACCGACGAACACGCAGCAUGUGACCCUUAUCGCCGAUUCCCCUUGCUCGACACCAAGCUUGUUUACAAUUGGUCCGAGAGGAGUAUCGUCAUACGGAUAACGGACGUAGUUUGCCAAUUUGCAAGCCUGACCUAUGUACCUGACGGUAUCGAAGAGAGUUGUGUCGUCGUGCGAGCUCUAGAUCGCAAUUGA
This is a messenger RNA of Epithele typhae, 1884 nucleotides long. RefSeq lists its product as uncharacterized. The record is from RefSeq and is a predicted model, not a curated record. The transcript is spliced from 7 exons. NCBI's taxonomy places the organism in Eukaryota, Fungi, Basidiomycota, Agaricomycetes, Polyporales, Epitheliaceae. The coding region runs from base 1 to 1884 and encodes 627 amino acids.